AUGGGUUUCCCGCCUUUUGGGAGAUUUUUCUUGAUCUAUUUGGCUUUUUGGAGGGUAAGUUGAUCAAUUUUCUUUUAUGGCAAAAAUCUUUCAAUUUUAAAAAAUUUUGAAAAUUUUAUUGCCUGAGGGGAUAUAAUCAAAUCAAUAAAGUUUUUGAAGGCAUCCGAGAAGUUUUUAGCCUUGCAAAAACUGAUUUUUUUCAAAAAAAUUAAAAAAAAAAUUUGAUGUCAAAUGUUUAUAUUAUAAAGCAAGUUUAGGCCCAUGCCCAGACUCCACGGACCUACAGCACUUCAAUACUUUACGUAAAUGACAUUGAGGUCACGGUAAAUGGAGAUUUCGAAAAACAAAAUCAAGCAUACCUCAUCAUGGACUUCAAGGCGACUUUUGGCGAUCUACGGUAAGCGUGACUAACGGGAAACACAGUAAAAUUAAUAUUAAUAGUCAAUUUCACCAUGAUUUUUUUCUCAUCGUUAUUUGUAGCGCUUAUGUGGCCACUUUGCGGGGCAAAAAGUCUUAAAUUUUUUUUGCGUAAAGCUUGACAAGUUUUUGACGGUGCACCAUUCAAACAUGCCGAGACUUUUUGGCCCGUCUAUUAGCCUGUUGGGAAAAUAAUGAGCACUCUUGCGCAUCGAAAAUCGCAUCGCCGCCGAGAAAAUGAACUGUGUCGCGGCAAAAUCAAAUUGCUUUUCACUUCAGCGACUUGUUCGAUUGGUACAGCGACGGUGUGAUCAUUAUUUUCCCGACAGACUGAUAUAUUGAUUUUAGAAGGCACUAGACUCCAGGGGUUCCGAUUUCCAUGUUAUUCAGACCUCAGAUCUUUUCCCUGUACAGCAGACAAAGAAAAUUUUCGGGUAUUUUGUAUCGUUCAAAAGACUUUAGACUGGCCCUUUGAUCAUGCGGAUGGCGGGCGCACACUUGCGGGCCACCACUUUGCGGGCAAAUUUUUUGCGGGCAGCCACUUUGCGGGCAGCCGACAUUUGCGGCCAUCACCGGCAUUUGCGGGCAGCCUGGGACAUUUGCGGGCAGGGUCGACAGUUGCGGGCAGCCUGGAAGAUUUGCGGGCAGCCGACAUUUGCGAGCAACCGGCACUUUAUGAUAACAAGGUAGAGGUGGAAAAAUUACUUCGAUAUUUUGGAAGUUUUCCGACAUUUGCGGGCAGGCAAUACUUGCGGGAAGCCGACAUUUGCGGGCAACAGUUCCAAAAGUUCCUAUACAGUCUGUGUGAUUGUUUUUUCCUGUUGCCCGCAAAUGUCGUCUGCCCGCAAGUGUCGGCUGCCCGCAAAUGUCGGCAAAUUUCCAAAAUAUCGCAGUAAUAUUUCCACCUCCACCCUGUAACCCUCAGGUGCCGGUUGCCCGCAAAUGUCGGCUGCCCGCAAGUGUCUCAGCUGCCCGCAAAUGUGACCCCCCAAAUUUUGCCCGCAAAGAGGUUGCCCGCAAAAAGUUUGCCCGCAAACUGGUUGCCCGCAAAGUGGUUGCCCGCAAGUGUCGCGGCGCCGUAUUUUUUAAAUGCGAGGUAAAAUCCGCUAGGCUAAAUAAUCUUCUAUACCGCCAAAAUCCUAUUUUCUCCUAUCAUCCUUCCUCAUUUUCAAUACAACUAAAGAAUUAAGAUGGCGCUUUUAAAAAUUCUUUUUCCAGCGGAAGUGUUGUAGUCCAUGGAAGAGAGCAAUGCCAAUUGAUGGAGUCGAGCAAGCCGAUCACUUGCCGUAUCAGUCAAGUGGCAUUCAUGAUCGAGAACCCAGUCGUAUGUUUUCAUGUCUUUUCGUAUCCGCUUUCAGAACGCACUUUACAUUGAGGCCUUGCCGUCGCUGACCUUCUACGACAAAACUAAGGACGUUGAAAACCUGACGGCAACGCCGUUGUUCAAUAUUCGAAACGAAACUUUCAAUCAAACAACGCCGACCCAAGUGCAAACCGUGUUGAAUUCUAGGAGCUGGUAGGAUUGUAGCUGUUUCAAAGCCAUUAUUUUUAGGCCGAUCACUCUCAAUUACCGCAAAGGCUGCAGUGAUGAGCAUUAUUAUGGCUUUCAAUGCAAUGUUCAGUGCUUUCAACCACGCGAAAACGAGUGCUACGAGUGCAAUGCAGUCACUGGAGCGAAGAUCUGUUGUAAUAACACGGAUGUGGAUCAAGGUGAGCUUGAAAGUAGCACUGCAAAACAUAGUGCAGAAUUCUCAAUAUUUUAAGUCUGUCGGGAAAAUAAUGAGCACACUGUAGCGUCCAAAAUCGUAUCGCCGCCGGGAAAAUGAACUGUGUCGCGCCAAAAUCAAAUGACUUUUCAAGCGAGUGGCAAAGCGACAUUGUGCUCGCUAUUUCCCCGACAAACUGAUAAUGCGACCUUCGCAACUCCAAACCGAAAUCUAGUGGCUCCUACUACAGAGGUUGACUGUUCUUUUUUCAAGAGAAGGUCCAAGUGCAACGCACAGAUUUUCAUGAAGUUUUGAACAAACGUCUAGAUAAGCAGCCACACAUCAAUUCCUGAAACUUUUAGCUCCUGCUUUGCAGUGAAGGCUGAGAUAUUCAAAUGAUCUUUGCGGCCGAAAGAGCACGAGAAAAGCACAGAGCGGUCAGAAAGGAAACAUUCUUUGACCCUAUUUUUGCCAGCUUCGCGCGGAAAAAAAUUAUUUUUUUUUGAAGGCAUUAUACUCUACGACAGAAAUAAGGUCUGCAAUACGCGGGUUCAUGUUUUCUAAUUUUGUGUCUAGUUUUAUCAAGUUGCACUUGGAGCAUUUUUCCUUGUUAACCGUCUUUCCAAAUGGCCCAUUCAGCUACAUGCGACCGAUAAUCCAACGAAAACUUGUGUUCUGAAAACCCUGCACAAAGGUUGGAUAAAAAUUGAUUUUUCAGAUACUUGCCUGUACAAGAAUGGAGUCAUCCCUCCGGGCCGAAAUUGCGAUGAGCGAUUGAAAUUCCUCGGAGUAGAGUAUGACAAAGCGACAGCUCGAAGAGAUCUCUUCUUCUGGCUGAUGUUGGCCUUCAUUUUGUUGUUUGUUUUGGUAUUACUAUUGCUUAUAAUGGCGAUCAUUUGGGCCUUCAGCAACAAACGGUAAGUUCAAUAUCGUUGAGAGGAAAAAAAGCAAAAUUCAUGUGCAAUCAUUCUGUCGGGAAAAUAAUGAGCCCUCUGUCGCAUGGAAAAUCGCAUCGCCGCCGGGAAAAUGAAUUGUGUCGCGGCAAAAUCAAAUUUCAUUUCACUUCAGCGACGCGAUUGGUGCAGCGACUUUGUGCUCAUUAUUUUCCCGACAGAGUUAUGGGCGGUCCUAGACAUGGCUCCCGGCCGGGCCGUGGGCCGGCCCGGGAUAUUUAAAUCCAGAAUCUCGAAGCGAAAAUUGGGUUUGAUAAUGAAAAUAAACACAAUGUCAAGACACAAUUGGUUUUUUCAAAGGUAUUUUUGUUUUUAGAUAGCUAUGGCACACACAAGUAUUUAUCCAUUUACAUGAUGAUAGAAAAAAAAAUUUGUGAUAAGGAGUUAAACUUGGGGAGACUUUCGUUUCAAUGGGCCGGCCCGGGCCGGGCCGAAGCAAAUUUAAAACGGGCCGGGCCGACGGAAAAUUUGAAACGGGCCGGGCCGGCCGACGAGCCAUGUCUAGGCGGUCCAAGAAGUCUUGAAAUGCUUUUUGCACGAUGCGGUCAACGUUGCAAAGUGGCUUUUCGCGGCAAAAAACGACCAAAAAAUCGGCACGGUGCGAAUGAAAAACGCACUGUCCAGUUUCAGCGCGCGACAAAAGCUUUCAUUUUCCGGUCCAGUAAGUCCAUUUUGCACUGUGCACUCUGAAUUUUUUCUUUGUCGCCUUUUGAAGAUUUGCGACAAGGUUUCCGCGUGUUGGUGCACAGUGCAAAAUCGUCAAGACUUUUUUGGUCUGGUUUAGGCGGGAAGACUUGACCAUCCUAAUAUGAGAAAAACUUGACCCGACCCGCAAUGCGCCUAACAGUCUGUCGGGAAAAUAAUGAGCGCUCUGUUGCAUCGAAAAUCGCAUCGCCGCCGAGAAAAUGAAUUGUGUCGCGGCAAAAUCAAAUUUCUUUUCACUUCAGCGACACGAUUGGCGCAGUGACAUCGUGCUUAUUAUUUUCCCGACAUACUGAUAGUAUACAUAUCGGAAAAACUCUUUUAUUUCAGCAAAUAUGAAGAAUCCAAGGAGUUCAUAAUAAACCGUGACUAUUACGAAGAAGACCGGACCUAUCCGCAAGCCGUCAGCAAUUUGAAUAACGACACGAACCGAUCCAACCUGAAUAUCGACCAAUACGAUCGGUCGUUGCGCCGCAAAAAAGACCCUCUACAAUCGCCGACGCCGGAAAGGAAACGUCGAAAGCCGGUGUUCCAGGAGGACGAUGAUGAGAGUUCUACCAUGGACUACUUGCCCUUCCAUCGAGAGCAGCGGCCAUAUGCGGUCAGCACGAUUUUGCCGCCUCCUCAGAGAAGGAGGAGGCUUGAACAAGUGGUGUGA
Messenger RNA from Bursaphelenchus xylophilus (pine wood nematode), 4436 nucleotides. Lineage: Eukaryota; Metazoa; Nematoda; Chromadorea; Rhabditida; Aphelenchoididae. The record is from the annotation of a GenBank genome assembly.